This is a messenger RNA of Cooperia oncophora, 1026 nucleotides long. NCBI's taxonomy places the organism in Eukaryota, Metazoa, Nematoda, Chromadorea, Rhabditida, Trichostrongylidae. The record is from the annotation of a GenBank genome assembly.
AUGCAAGAAGAGUCACUAUUGUGGGAUAGCUUAGUCUCCGGUAGAACUGUUACGGCUAGUGAGAACUGGGAGGCAUUGGUGGCAUUCUUUGGAGAGUUUCCGCAGUAUGUGAAAAAUGACUUCUACGUCACCGGAGAAUCCUAUGGAGGAAUCUAUGUGCCAACUUUGGUACAGACCAUUCUGGAUAGACAGACACAAUUCCACAUGAACAUCAAGGGAUUUGCAAUUGGUAACGGAUGUGUGUCGGACAAUGAUGGUACUGAUGCUCUGGUCAACUUUGAGUAUGCUCACGGAAUGAUCGAUGACAACAAGUGGCAGAAAAUCAAGUCGCAGUGCUGUAACAACGAUACCGAUGGCUGUCCAUUCCAUUCCUUUAAUGGGCUCGACUCAUGCUCGUUGUUUGUGCAGGUCACGACAUUGUCAGCUUGGGAGGGUGGAAUAAACCCAUACAACAUGUACGACAGUUGCAUCAACGUUCCUGGUGCCGAAGUCUCCAAACGAUUCCGACUGGAGUACAAACGACGAACCGGAAAAGAACUUGAUGUCUCGCAGCUAUCCUCUGUACCGUGCAUGAACGAGACCGCCGUGACGGUAUACCUCAAUCGCCCGGAUGUAAGGCGAGCGCUAGGGAUCCCCACCACCCUUGGACCGUGGUCGAUUUGCAGUGAUGAAAUCAGCAACACAUACAAACAGCAAUAUGGUGAAAUGGACACGCGAGUGAAGAACGCACUAGCACAGGGGCUCAAGGGAAUGAUCUACAGCGGCGACGUCGAUAUGGCCUGUAAUUUCCUUAUGGGACAGAGGUUUUCGCGCAAACUCGGUCUGCAGGAGAUUGCUGCGAAAAAACACUAUGUGGUCGAUGGUCAGAUAGGUGGUUUCUACACGCAUUACGACGGUCUUCAUUUCGUAACGGUUAGGCACCAGAUGACCAACCUUGUUCAGGGCGCCGGUCACAUGGUUCCUACUGAUAGGCCGUCGGUUGCAUAUCACAUCAUCAACUCGUUCCUCUUCAAUCAGCCGUUCUAA